UAAACUAAACACUCGACGUGUUUGUGGCUGGCUGAUAGUGACAGGAUAAGACGACUUGCUGCUGCGUGUGAGAUGAAGUUACACCGCCCGCGGUUAGCUAGUUUAGACUAGCGGUUUAGUUGCCAUGGUGGCUCGAAGGAGCUACGCUAAGUAGCCUUGCUACUAGCGAGACAUCGUUAAUGAUACCAGUUACACACCCUAACCUAACAACUACACAUUCAGUCAGACAUAGUAGAGCUACCAGUCAUGUACUCAAAACUAAAGGACACGGUGACAAAGGAUCAAAUGCACUGAUUUACGUCUGUAAAACACCCUGCUAAUAACCUAGCUCCAUACUAUAAGGGUUGACUAGUCCGAGCUAAGCACCUACUAGGCUGCUGUACCAGUAGCUAGUACUACUAGCUAGUAGUAGUAGUAGCUGUGGUGGACGGAGGCUGAACCUUGCUAAGAGACGAGAUCGAGAACCAGGCAUUCCAUGCAGUCCAAUCAAUCUGUCUAAAGAUGUAUAUCAGAAGUCCCAUUUAAAAUGCACAAUUGACUUGACAAAAUCAGCUCAUUAUUUAUAUCGUACAUUUUGAAAUGCAAACACAUAAAAUAAAUGUAUAACCAAGUUAGGUAGCCUGCUAAUUAGCUAGCACUACUUACAAACCAACAGCCCCAAUCAACUUUUAAAUCCAGGAGCGCAACUGUCUACGUAAAUGCUCAGGAUUGUGGGGGUUGUAGUAGUGAAUAGUUAGACGGCGAAUACAAUUUCUUGUGACUGGAACACCAUUCCCCGACAUGCAUCAUUAUGUUGAUAUUCAGCAAUGGCGACUCCCCGUGUGAAUGUGGAGGAUUUCAGAAGACCGCUUCAUGAUUCACUGUCAAAGCUCGGAUUUGAAGUUCAUCCUUUCAAGAUCGGCUGGUACAAUGCGGUGUUGCCCUCCGCCCUCCGCGUGCCCCACUCAGACGAUACCCUGGCAGUGCUCGUGAUCAGUACGCCGUCCAUGUUCGAACUCGCCUUUCUGCCUUUCCUGGAGAGCAACGGCUGCCAGGGCCUUUCCGACCCCAUAGACCAGUGCGUCAAGCACAACGUUACUACCGCCGUGUCUCAGUGUUUCCCAGAGGAGCAGGUAGAGGUGAGUUUCGACUAUGAGAUGUUGCCCAGCAGGAAGCCCAGGUUCCUGGCCCAGACGGCAGCUCACGUAUGUGGAGCAGCUUACUACUACCAGCAGGCUGACGUUCCGGACCAGCCCUGGGGGGACAAGAAGGUGUACGGUGUGUGUGUGCACCCCCUGCUGGGCGGCUGGUUUGCUGUCCGGGCUCUGCUGCUGUUCCCGGGGGUGCAGGUGGAGCUCCUGCAGACCCCUCCUCCAGACUGUGUCCCCUCCAGAGACGCACGGAUUCAGCUGCUGGACGACUUCAACCUGCGCUGGCAGGAUUGGAGCUACCGCAACAUCGUGGCUCCUAUCCAGACCUACUCCCAGAAACAGAGGGAGUACUUCUCCUUGCCCCCCCCCCAGCGUGCUGCGCUUCUGCGGGGCUGGGGUUACACACCUGGGGGGGCAAACCUCCAGGACCCCCCUAGCCUCCAGGACCCACCUAGCCUCCAGGACAGAGACACAGGGUACGGCUAACUGAUCGAUUCUGGAUGGACGAUGUCCACCGAUGUUUCUACCUGUCUGUCUGUUUCUACCUGUCUGUCUGUCUACUUGUCUGUCUGUCUACCUGUCUGUCUGUCUGUCUACCAACUGUGUACUCUUAAGUUGCUACUAUGUGCCUAGGUGAGGAGGGUGUAGGGGCAGGUGUACCCUGGGAUAAACUGCCUCUAGGAAGCUUGUCUGGAUAUCUGCUGUGUCUGCAUGUCACUCUACUUAAAUUAUUUUAUGGUGAAAUGGACAGUUAUGCUGAUGUCAUGUUUAGUGUUGGAUCGAAGAACUGACAAGGUUUUACUUGUUGACAAUGAUGAAAGACAAUAUCAACAUGUGAAAAAAAUAAAUGCACAAUUUUUUUUUAUUAGAA
Molecule: messenger RNA, 2001 nt
Organism: Osmerus eperlanus (European smelt)
Lineage: Eukaryota; Metazoa; Chordata; Actinopteri; Osmeriformes; Osmeridae
Gene: mmachc
Product: metabolism of cobalamin associated C
Exons: 6
Coding region: 807-1616 (269 amino acids)
Biological process (GO): cobalamin metabolic process
Cellular component (GO): cytoplasm
Molecular function (GO): FAD binding; cyanocobalamin reductase (cyanide-eliminating) (NADP+) activity; demethylase activity
Source: RefSeq, a predicted model, not a curated record